Leishmania braziliensis MHOM/BR/75/M2904 is the source of this 1095-nucleotide messenger RNA. RefSeq lists its product as hypothetical. Gene Ontology annotation, biological process: translation. Gene Ontology annotation, molecular function: structural constituent of ribosome. Lineage: Eukaryota; Euglenozoa; Kinetoplastea; Trypanosomatida; Trypanosomatidae. Gene Ontology annotation, cellular component: ribosome. The record is from RefSeq and is a predicted model, not a curated record. The coding region runs from base 1 to 1095 and encodes 364 amino acids. The transcript has a single exon.
AUGCUGAAGAACUCCGCCGUGUUACUGCGCCGUGGUAAGCCGCGUCCGCGCGCUGGCAUGUUCCCGGAUAAGUACCGCCGUGUCCCAGCACUGCUGAAGCCGCAGCAGGGUGGUCAGCAGUACUUCAAUGAGUUUCUCAUCCGCUCCGCCAACGACGCGCUAGAGGCGCAGCAGCAGCAACAGCAGCAGCAAGGGUACAACACGGCCUUCCGCGCUGGUGGUGCUGGUUCGGCCGCUGCCGACGGCGUUAAUGGUGACGAGAUGAGCAGUGUGCAUCCUCGCCUACCGCAGGCGGACAUUGGUGGAGUGCUGCAGCGCAGCCGCACCGACACAAUCCAGGCGGAGCUGAAGCAGCUGGUGGCGCAGGACGGAUUUGUGUCACAGCGUGGCUUCAACGAGCGCCUGUGGUACGAGCAGGAGCAUCGUCGUCUGCGCGCGCACGGCAACGGCACGGAGGCAAACCCGAGCGAAGCGGCCACGGCAUCCUCGUCGACUGCUGAAGCGGCAGCAGCGACAGCAGAGGAGCGUGCGCUGCCGGAGCGCAUCCUCGGCGAUGACUACUUUCAGAGUAAGUUCGGCUACUCACUUCUGAAGGAACAGCCGCCGGGUGCGUCUAUGGCGGCAGGCGAUAUCAACACAUAUUCCCAACUCGAUUGGUGGGCUGAGAUGCCCAAGUACAGCCGCGACUUUGUUUUUCUCUACCUCGUGUCGCGCCGCCGCAACACGUACGCCGUCGCGUACGACUACGAUGGCAAGCGGCUGCUGCCGACGUACACGGCGGGCAACCGCGGGCUGAAGGGCGGCGACCGCGGCUUCCGUGGAGACGGCUCGACGGACAAUGGCCACCAAGUGACGAGCAUGUACCUGAACGAUCUACUGCCAAAGAUUCGCGAGGCGCGGGCGGCGAGCGGGCGACCUCUAGGCCGCGGUGAGAAGGUGGAUCUUGUCGUUCGCGUGAUGGGCUUUUACAAUGGCCGGCAGGGCGCAGUGCGGGCGGUGCAGGAUCGCAGCACUGACUUUCGCGUUCGCUACUUGGAGGAUGUGACACCGUUUCCGCUGAAUGGGCCGAAGAUGCCGCGCGGUGUCUUCCGCUAA